Molecule: messenger RNA, 861 nt
Organism: Bicyclus anynana (squinting bush brown)
Lineage: Eukaryota; Metazoa; Arthropoda; Insecta; Lepidoptera; Nymphalidae
Exons: 1
Coding region: 45-764 (239 amino acids)
Source: RefSeq, a predicted model, not a curated record
AACAUUGAGCAAUAAGCUAGUGAAUAGUCCAGGAGAUCGGGAACAUGAAGACGACCGCAGUGUUUGGUUUUGUGAUCUUUGUAGUGCUUGUACAUGGAAGAGAUGUGCGGCAAAAGCGAGAAGCUGACCUGCUAGCAGCCGCUUCCCAUCAUUGGGAAAAAGGAGGCGGCGAAGACUACCAAGGUGGCCAUCAUGGAGAACAUGGUGAAUCCGGCCAUAAGGGAUACAAAGGAUAUCACGAAUCUGACAAAGGUAGGAAGGGACACUCCCUACACGAAGGACAUAAAGGACACUUCGACGAAAGCGGUGGACAUGAGAAAGGACACCACCACGAAGACGGUUACUUCGACGAACACAACCAGGGAGAGAAGGGCGAAAAAGGACACAGUUUCGAAGAGAAGGGACACUUCCAUAAAGGGCACUCGACUAAGGGCCAUAUCGGAGUCCACAAAGUAGACGAAUUCAAGAAAGACAAACACUUCCACGACAAGCAUGGCGAGUCUGGUUUCGAAGAAGGUUACGGCGGCUUCCACCACGAGGGUGGAUACAAGAAGGGAGGUGAUUUCCACAAGGGGCACUCAGAAGGAGGUUUCCAUGAACAUGAAUUUGGAAAGAAGGGCGAACACGAAGAAGGGGGGUACCACAAGGGCCAGAAAGGACACCACGAGGAAGCAGGCGGCGACGAACAUUGGGGACAUCACGAAGGCCACGGCGACAAGGGUGGUCAUGACGAACACAAGGAUUGGGGCUGGGAGGGACAUUAAAUCAUAAACGAAGAACUAAGGUUUUGUUAUUGUUGAUUAUUUUGUGAUAUGUAAAUAAAUGUUUGCUAUUUUUAAACAAAAAUGAUUUUUUUAAAUA